Procambarus clarkii (red swamp crayfish) is the source of this 328-nucleotide messenger RNA. Lineage: Eukaryota; Metazoa; Arthropoda; Malacostraca; Decapoda; Cambaridae. The record is from RefSeq and is a predicted model, not a curated record.
GCGUGUAUCCGUGUUCAUAUUUUAUUGUUAAUCUGGUUUUUUAUCUUUCUCUCCUGCAGAGAAUGGAAGUGACAGCCAAGAGCGGGAGGAUCUUCACAAUCCACGUCCAGGGUGACCUUACCAAGGCCGAGUCCAGAGCUGUCUUCCUUACCGUUCACGACAUGGGCAGCAACCACACGUCGUGGGUGGACUUCGUGGAGCACCCGGUGAUGAGGGAGACCAAGGAACGAUCAGUCUUCAUCCACGUCGACGUUCCCGGCCAAGAGGACGGCGCCCCUGACCUUCCCAACGAGUGAGUACUCUUCUCAAGACACCCUUCACCCCCCCC